Messenger RNA from Prunus armeniaca (apricot), 1398 nucleotides. NCBI's taxonomy places the organism in Eukaryota, Viridiplantae, Streptophyta, Magnoliopsida, Rosales, Rosaceae. The record is from the annotation of a GenBank genome assembly.
AUGUCUCAGCCUCCCAAGACGAGCUCGUCAAGCUUUCACAUAGCCAUGUUCCCAUGGUUUGCCAUUGGCCACAUCAGCCCUUACCUUCACCUCGCCAACGAGCUCGCUUCCAGAGGCCAUAGAACCACUCUCUUGGUGCCCAACAAAGCUCGCCUCCAGCUCCAACACCUCGUCCUCCACGCAGACCUCAUUGUCUUCUCCCCUGUCGCCGUCCCUCACGUCCACGGCCUCCCCGAGGGGACCGAAAUCGCCUCGGAAAUCCCCAUCCACAUGACCCAUCUGCUCGCUACUGCCAUGGACAGAACACGCGGCGAAAUCGAGCAGUUCUUAACCGUCAGCAAACCCGACUUUGUUCUAUACGACACUGCACAGUGGGUCCCGGGCAUCGCGAGAAGAAACGGCAUUAAAACCGUUUGUUACAAUGUCGUUUGCGCCGCUGCGCUCGCGAUCGCCCUUGUCCCGGCGCGUAAUGUUCCCAAGGACCGGCCUAUCACCGAGGAGGAGCUGCGGGAGCCGCCAGCUGGGUACCCGUCAAAGAAUGUGGUGCUUUGCGGGGCCGAGGCCAAGGCCUUGACGUUCAUAUCGUUGCCGUAUGGGGAAGGGAUCACGUUUUACGAGCGGACGACGACGGCUAUGAAAGAAUGUGACGUGUUGUCUAUUAGAACCUGCAGAGAGCUGGAGGGUGAUUUGUGUGAUUAUAUGGAAGCGCAGUAUAAGAAGCCGGUGAUUUUAACUGGGCCUGUUCUGGGCCUGGGAUCUGAUAAGAAGAGUGAGAAGUUAGAUGAAAGAUGGGAGAAGUGGUUUUCUGGGUUUGAGGCAGGGAGUGUAGUGUUUUGUGCAUUUGGGACCCAGUGGAUUCUUGAAAAGGACCAAUUUCAAGAGCUUGUGCUAGGGUUUGAGUUAACUGGGUUGCCAUUUUUUGUGGCUUUGAAACCACCUUCGGGUUGUGCUACAAUUGAAGAGGCUUUGCCAAAUGGGUUUGAAGAGAGGGUUAAAGGGAGAGGGGUGGUGUUUGGGGGCUGGGUGCAGCAGACAGCCAUUUUGAGCCACAAGUCAGUUGGGUGCUUUGUGAACCAUUGCGGGUUUGGGUCAAUGUGGGAGUCUUUGAUGACUGAUAAUCAGAUUGUGCUUGUGCCACAUUUGGGUGACCAGAUCUUGAACACCAAGUUGCUGGUUAAGGAGCUCAAGGUUGCUGUGGAGGUAGAGAGAGAAGAAAAUGGGUGGUUUUCGAAGGAGAGCUUGCGCAAAGCUAUUAAAAGUGUGAUGGAUAAAGACAGUGAGGUGGGCGUUAUGGUAAAGAAGAACCAUGCAAAAUGGGUGGAAACGUUAUCAAGUCCUGGGUUUAUGAGUGGCUAUAUUGAUAGGUUUGUUCAAAAGCUGAAAGAGCUUGUAAAUUAA